This is a messenger RNA of Amorphotheca resinae ATCC 22711, 357 nucleotides long. RefSeq lists its product as hypothetical. NCBI's taxonomy places the organism in Eukaryota, Fungi, Ascomycota, Leotiomycetes, Helotiales, Amorphothecaceae. Gene Ontology annotation, cellular component: precatalytic spliceosome; U2 snRNP. The record is from RefSeq and is a predicted model, not a curated record. The coding region runs from base 44 to 298 and encodes 84 amino acids. Gene Ontology annotation, biological process: mRNA splicing, via spliceosome. The transcript has 3 exons.
GCUCGGCUUUCGUCCCUGUUCAGCAAUCUCACAAUAAUUCAAUAUGGCCGAUAAACUCCGCGCCCAACAACAGCUUGAGCAGCUGCAAGCCCGUUAUGUAGGAACUGGCCAUGCAGACACGACGAAAUUCGAAUGGACUUCCAACAUCCACCGCGAUUCCUACGCUUCCUACAUUGGACACCCGCCGAUGUUGAGCUAUAUGGCUAUCGGUAUGGGGGAGUGCAGGGAGAAGGUUCGGAGUAUGAUGAUUGAGAAAAUGAUACAACCUGUUGGGAGACCGCCGGAGGCCCAAGACUGAGAUAUUUGGUUGGGAGGUGUGUUGCCAUUUGGCCCAUGGAACGAAAUAAUGCUACAGAG